This is a messenger RNA of Lampris incognitus (smalleye Pacific opah), 2941 nucleotides long. RefSeq names its product sphingomyelin phosphodiesterase 4 (gene smpd4). Gene Ontology annotation, biological process: glycerophospholipid catabolic process; ceramide biosynthetic process; sphingomyelin catabolic process. Bases 356 to 2830 code for a protein of 824 amino acids. Gene Ontology annotation, molecular function: sphingomyelin phosphodiesterase D activity. NCBI's taxonomy places the organism in Eukaryota, Metazoa, Chordata, Actinopteri, Lampriformes, Lampridae. The transcript has 20 exons. The record is from RefSeq and is a predicted model, not a curated record.
GCUGGCUGGUGGUCGUUUCGCUUUGAAUCAGCAAUACAGAUGGAAACGCGGUGGAUUGGAAAGUAAAUCUUGGAUCGUUGUCCGCUGCGUGAAGUCAGCGCUUUUUAGUUGUUGUGCUUCAACUUUCAUUUCAUUUUGUGUAACACAGUAGACGUGGGGCGAUUUCGCUGUUUCCGCCGUCAGUUUGUUUUUGACCAGCUCGUGCUAGCGUUUGCUAACUUAGAUAGCGACAUUCCAACGCUAGCUGACCGUGUUAGCCUGCGGUAGUGCAUUGGUUCUCCACCUGCUCAGUUUGUUGGGGUUGCAUCGUGGAGCCAAAGCGUCAUUACAUCGUAAGUCAGCUUCGGAGUUCUUCAUGGCCGCCCCAAACUUGCAACAGCCAAGUUUCCUGCUGGCCAAUCUGAAAGCUGAUUCAACCACCAAACCUCUCCUUCAGAGAUGUCAAAAUUUGGUGAAGAUCAUUGAUGACUAUCCUGCAAAGGAACUCCAUCUGAUCUUCCCCUGGUUGGUGGAGUGUGUGUUUGGGAGUCUAGAUGGGGUCCUCACUGGCUGGAACCUGCGAUUCCUUAAUUCCCGUAGCAAUGAGUACAAUAUUGCCAUGGAAUUUCUGGAUCCCAAUGGGCCAAUGAUGAAGCUUGUGUAUAAACUACAGGCAGAGGAGUACAAAUAUGAAAUUCCAGUCAGAUAUCUCCCAGGUCCUGUCAAAGAAUCCAUCCAGGAAGGAGUGCUUCCAGACUGCCCCCUGUUCCACAACAAGCUGCAGUUGCCCCUGUCUGGUCUGCCGACUCUCAACCUUGCUCUUAAUCCUUUUGAAUUCUACAUGUUCAACUUUGCCUAUAGUCUCAUCACACCAAAGAGUUACCCACCAGGCCAACAUGGAAGUAACACAGACAGUGCCUACUUUAUGCUUGUGGACACGUACCUCAAAUACUUCCUCCCAACUGAAGGAAGUGUGCCCCCCUCACCUUUCUCUAAUUCCAGAGGCUCUGGCACUGCACCUUCUCCAAGGUCUCCUAGUGUUUACUUUGCUGGGCAUGGUGUCCACGGCCCCAGUCUCUUUAAACAUCACAUAUUUCACCAGCCUUCAGUCAAUGCAGACCCUGCCGCACAGGAGAUCUGGAGGUCAGAGACUCUGUUGCAGAUGUUUGUGGAGAUCUGGCUUCAUCACUAUUCCCUGGACAUGUACCAGAAGCUGCAGUCUCCCCAGGUGAAGUUGGCGCUGCUGCAGUACCGCCUCAGUAUGUCCAGCGUGCCGUGCCAACCCCACGCCCCACCAGGCUCUGGGACCCUCCACAACUACCAAGAGCCCUUCAGUCCAACAGAAGAGCACGUUUUAGUCGUCCGUCUGCUAGUGAAGCACCUCCAUGCCUUCUCCAACAGCCUAAAGCCUGAACAGUUGACCUCCUCGACUUCAGCCCAUUCCCAUGCACACACCAGCCCACUGGAGGAGUUCAAGAGAGUGGUGGUGCAGCGUUUUGUCCAGCAGAAGCUCUACCUAUUUCUUCAACAUUGUUUUGGUCACUGGCCUCUGGAUGCCACCUUUAGAGCAGUUUUGGAGACUUGGUUGAGUUACAUUCAGCCUUGGAGAUACACAGGAGAAAAGACCAAUCCUCAGCCGAACCAAAAUAGAACAGUACCGGACAAGUGGGCCUCAUUCGUUCAGGAAAACCUGCUCAUGUACACGAAGCUCUUUCAAGGAUUUCUGAACAGAGCUGUGCGCACAGACCUUGUCAUUGCCAAGAACGCACUGAUGGUCUUCAGGGUAUCCAAAGUCUUUGCCCAGCUUAAUCUGUCAGAGAUGAUCCAGAAAGGGGAGCAGCUGUUCCUGGAGCCAGAGCACGUUCUCCACCACCGGCAGCCCCGCGGUUACCUGUCACCCAACCAAGCAGGCAGCUACCUGUCAUCACGGCAACGGGUAGUGACCGACACAGUGUUCAGGGUGAAAAAUCACGUCUAUGCCCUGGAGGGUCAGGAUUGCCAGUACAAACAGAUGUUUGGCACGGAGCUUAGAGGAGCAGUCCUGAAGCUAAUCCAGAUCAUUGCCCAGGCCCGACAGACAGCAAAGAGAAUAUCAGACCAGUCUGUUGAGGUUGUGGGUAAGAACUCAUUCCUGACCUGGUUUGGAAUUGGCUCGGCUAACCUCAACAACACCUUCUCAGGGUCUGAACCAGAAGAAACUGAGGAGUGUUUGAAGAAAGUUCACGAGUUCCUGGACAGGGCUCUGGAGAACUUGUGUCAGGUUUUCAGGCUUAAUCCUGGGCAGCUGACACAGCUUCUAUCAAAUCUUGAUACGUCCGAGGAUGACUUCAACCACACACAGCUGCCAGACUGCAUCCAGGGAGAGGAUGGCCUCAUCCUGACAGACCUGGGCAGGAGACAGAUCAUCAAUGGACAGCGUAGGUUUGAUUUUGUGUACCAAGGAGACCCGGAGCUCCUGCCCAUCAGGAGUUAUGAGAAUGCCCUGCUAGUGCGAGUUCUCUACAGAAUAUCCUCCCUGGUCAAUGAAAGGUUUGGAGGUCGUAUGAAUGCACUGUGCUCACGGCCCGACUUCCUUGGUCGCCUCAGUUGCCAUUACUUGAGAAACUCCGAUUCAACUGCAAAACUGAGGAAGUACCCAGUUACUCGUCAUAUGCUGGGGAGAAGCCGCCAGCCAAGGCUUAGUUUACGCCCAUUAGCCAGCUACAGGAUGCUGUUAACGCUUCUGCUUUUCUACAUGUUUGGGUUCCUCUUGUCUUUGGGCCCCAUAUCCAGUACUCUGCUCAUCUUGCUUGGGGGAUUCCUGUACGGAGUCCUCAUGACCCUGAUUGGAGACAAACUGAAGUCACACUAGCAAAACGGCACAUUGCAGUGGUCCUAUACAUCUGAAAUGUACAGAUUAUCAGUCCAUUACAUCAUUUGUAGGUCUUGGAAAGAUUUCAAUAAAGGUUUUAAAAAUAUGAAA